Messenger RNA from Botrytis cinerea B05.10, 1588 nucleotides. RefSeq lists its product as hypothetical. NCBI's taxonomy places the organism in Eukaryota, Fungi, Ascomycota, Leotiomycetes, Helotiales, Sclerotiniaceae. Bases 327 to 1172 code for a protein of 281 amino acids. The transcript has 2 exons. The record is from RefSeq and is a predicted model, not a curated record.
GUUCAUUCUGUCUACUCUUGUUUCCAACAUUGAGUUCUUGCUCCAGCCUUUAUAUUUUAAUACCUAAGUAUUAAUCCAUUAGAUCGAGCUGUGUUCGGAAAGAUUGGAGAUUGAAGAUCGAUCCACAGACACGUUUGCGGCAUUCUAAACGCUUUGAGUGUGACCAACUACCAAAGCGUCCUACAACAUCGGAACUACUUGCCAUUCACGACGAGGGACGUUUUAUUCCAUACAGUUCGACUUACAAACAUAUAUACCUCACCUCUCCAUUCCAAACCUUGCCAAUAAUUCACAUCGUAAUAACUAUAUUCGUACCAAUCGCAAAAAUGCGACCAUCAUCACCGCUCUCGCUCCUUCUCUUCCUCCAACUUUCAACCGCAUUCCCAGUUUCUCGAGAAUGUUUCAAUUCUCAAUCUUGCAACUCACUCCACUCAGUCAAAGAUACUCUCUCGCUCUCUCACCCCAAACCCAGCAAUCCCCGCGAUCCCCAUUUCCCAAAUCACCAAAAACUACCUAUCCCAACCUUUGUCAAACCAACAACUACUUCUCCUUUGAACGAUGAAUAUUUUGCAGAGGAGGGUGCUUUCGACAACGCACCAACGACUCCAUCAAAUGAUAUCUCCGCAGAUGAGGCACUUUCCGCAGAAACACCACUCAGUUCGUCAUAUCUUCAAAGUUUGACAAGGACGAGUGACGAGGAUGAAGCGAGACCAAGCAUGCCCACUUCUGCCUUACCGACAUUGCGCAAAGAAGAUGCAAGGAAAUACUGGGAGGAAAAACCUGGGGGAUUGAGCAUGAACGAAGGAAAGCCAGGAUGCGGAAAUUCCAAUGUGUGGCCCGGAACUGCCGUAGGAUAUAGAACUCGCUUGGCGCAUUUGGACAUGGGAGGAAGGAAUGAUUUUAUGGUUGUGGGAAUUGUGGUGGUUUUCUUACUCGUGGUCUGUGUAUUGGAGUCUGUAGAGAGGUUUGGAAAUCGAACUUCGAGAAGAGGGGAAAUCUUUUUGGAGGAUGAUGAGACUUAUGCUUUUAUUGUUAAGAAGCCGAGAGACUUCUAUCAGAACGAAUCCGUACCCAAUGAGAAAAACUCACGGGAAUCGGAAUACAAAGAAUAUAAGGAUGAUGAGACAGUUGUAGCGGAAGAUUUCAAUACAGAUAACGAGAGAGAGAGCUGAAUUGAGCUCAGAGCGUUGGCUUAUUUCUUUUGUUCUAUAUAAAGGUUGAUUAGAUAAUGGUGUUUGGAACUUGGCAGCGGGGCAUUUGAUUGUGGGAAGGAAACACAAUGGGCGUUUUCAGCAUGUCUUUACGGCACAGGAUGAUUUUGGUCAAGAGUUAUAUGCUUGAUGAAGGACGAAUCUCUGAAUCUCACGCUCGACAAAUGUUGCAAUUUACAACGGCAACCAGAGUGAAGGGAGAAAGAAUAAAUGAACUUUAUAAAUUCGGGACUCCUUUGCAUGAGCCCCGUAUGUCAUUCAAUUUGAAUUAAUUCAUUUGAUGUGCGUCUUUCGUAUUUUAUGUGAGAGAAGCUAUCCCUUCCUAUCCAUGGCUAAACAAAAGAAAACGAUGCUUACACAGUAUAAAAUAUACCACA